AUGCCACCAACGAAGUUGAUAAUAGCCUACGUGCUCGAUUGGGUCUUGAUCAUUGCCAUCGCAGCGGUCGCCGGAGGAAUAAGCUUCGUCACACCCUACCGUCGCCCCUUCUCUCUCGUCGACCUCGCCAUCAGCUUUCCUUAUGUCGAACACGAUGAAGUUUCCACAGCACUCCUCGUCGUCCUUUCCCUGAUUGUUCCAGCUGUGGUCAUAGCAAUCGUCACCUUACUCUUCGUGCCUGCCUUUUCCCGCUCCCGUCUCCACGAUCAACAAUACUGGACCCGCAAGCUCUGGGAGUUUAAUGCUGGAUGGAUGGGCCUAGGUCUCAGUUUCGUCCUUGCCUUUUUCAUCACCUCAGGCAUCAAGAACCUAGUUGGUAAACCACGACCGGAUCUACUGGCUAGAUGUCAACCUGACUUGAGUGAUAUCGCUGCUCAUGUCGUAGGCGGGUAUGGCCAAGAUAUCUCCCAAAGGUGGACAUUGGUCAGUUCGUCCAUCUGCACACAAACAGAUUCCAAACUCUUGAAUGAAGGGUUUCGCAGUUUUGUCAGUGGGCAUUCGUCGAUGAGUUGGUCUGGAUUGCUUUACCUCUCCCUCUGGCUGGCUUCAAAGUUUAAUAUGUUGAUUCCUUACCUGGGCCACGAUACACCAUCCAACAAGCGCAACGACGAUGCCUCCAACACGGAACAAGAAUCUAGAGAUCGCGCAGCUGCACCUCCCGUCUUUGGCGCUAUCAUCGUCCUUAUUCCCAUUUGUAUCGCCAUUUGGAUCUGCAGCACCCGCUAUGUAGACUUCAAACACCAAGGUGUUGAUAUCUUUUCUGGCGCUGUGUUAGGUAUCACCACUUCAUGGAUUGGCUUUAGAUGGUAUCAUGGUAGUCUCACUAGAGGACAACCUUGGACGUGGAGUCCGCGGUCAAAGGAUCGCGCUUUUGCGGUUUCGAGUGGGGCAAAUGGGUGGAUUGAUGAGCAGGGGUUUGCGAUGAGGGACAGGAAUCACCAGAGGAGGUCGAAUAGCGAGGUUGAUGUUGAGGCUGGUGGGUCGAGUGCUCCUAUUGCUAAGUAA
Aureobasidium melanogenum CBS 110374 is the source of this 1065-nucleotide messenger RNA. Its product is annotated as PAP2 domain-containing protein. The record is from RefSeq and is a predicted model, not a curated record. NCBI's taxonomy places the organism in Eukaryota, Fungi, Ascomycota, Dothideomycetes, Dothideales, Saccotheciaceae. The transcript has 2 exons. Gene Ontology annotation, biological process: phospholipid metabolic process. Gene Ontology annotation, molecular function: phosphatidate phosphatase activity. Bases 1 to 1065 code for a protein of 354 amino acids.